This is a messenger RNA of Truncatella angustata, 1651 nucleotides long. RefSeq lists its product as uncharacterized. Lineage: Eukaryota; Fungi; Ascomycota; Sordariomycetes; Amphisphaeriales; Sporocadaceae. The transcript is spliced from 3 exons. The record is from RefSeq and is a predicted model, not a curated record. Gene Ontology annotation, molecular function: protein binding. Bases 1 to 1542 code for a protein of 513 amino acids.
AUGAGCUAUGGGGAGAUUCGCUGCCACAUAUGUGGAGUAUCCUUCAACAUCGGUCGCAUCCGCACGUCAAAUGAGCCGUUUUCCGCAGGGUGGCAUGGGUUGCUGUACCCGACACAUGGUUACGUCCCAUCGCCUGAGAACCAGAAUGAUUUCUGUCCUUCAGAUGCGGGAUGUCUGCUGUACAGCCGUUUUCUUCAUAUGCUGGAAAAUUCUAGUGAAGACUUCAAGAUGCUUUCCCAGCACAUAAACCCUAAGCACCCUCCAAGCGAAGGUCAGCUGAUUUGGGGCCGUCCUCGUUUCGAGCACAUAGCCGGUGGACUGGGCUGUAAACUCAACUCGAUAUGUCCAGAAUACGCAGGCUACAAUGGCCAUGCUAUCUCAGCAGAGGACAUGAAAAGCUGCAACACGCUCCAAUGCUUGAUUCUCAAGAAUCCUCAAUGGCGUGCCGAACCCGGUGACCAGGAUUUCGAGAUGAACGGUCAUUAUUUUCUCAGUGGUCUUACUGAAGCCGUGCCUACCCGUCAUAGUGCUGAUACUCAGGUAUUUCCAGUACGACAUGGCAUGUCCUCUCCACAUGCAGAUAAUAUCAUGUGGCUACCAGACGAGGACCAAGAAUAUGUCAUGCCAUUCCAUCCAACGUGCUUAGAGGUUUUUAAGCGCGCGUCGCUCCACCGACAUGGACGUAUCGACAUUGAUGGCCUCGCGGACUGGUGGGCACUUGAGGCUACAUAUGAUGAGUUUCAUCGUUUUCCACGUCAUCCGGCGGUAUCUUGGGAGGAAGUAUGGCGUCAUAAAGAUGGAGAUGAGUUUCUUGCUGCGAAUCCAUGCUUCAUUACACAAUUACCUACCAUACUAGAAACUGCAAGCCGGAUUGGUCAUAAAACCGUGGAUGACAGUUGUGCUUUCGCCGUUGAUGGCAUCUCUAACAGCCUGACGGAUGUAUUUUCCCAAUUACCCUGGGAGUUACGAGCUCAAAUUCUACUUGAACUGGGCUCACAGGAUGUGGCAAACCUGCGCCUCGCUUCACGCACGUUCCGUCACCUUCCGCAGUCAUUCUUUCGCUCCCACACACUCCGCCACAUGCCCUGGCUCUGGGAGGCCUGGUCAACGCUCGACUACUCCUUUUGGGCAACUACAACAGCCAAUGACUUAAAAUUCAAAAAGCAGAGUCAACGUGAGAGGCUGGCGGAUCUUCAAAUUGCGAUCGACGCUCUUACUGAAGAGGCCACAUAUGUCACAACUCCUGCUCCAUAUCUUUCAUUUAACAAGACCGAUUGGUAUCGACUGCGGUACGAGCUGGCACGGAACCAAAGCCAACUGUUGGGUCUGAAAAACAGACAGCGCAUCUGGAAGGACUGUGAAGAGAUACUAGAUCGCAUCGGUCGAUAUCGUCGUGAGGGCAAGAUUGUUGCUGGCCAGCGAGUAGACCCGCAAGCCACUGCUCAAGCCUAUUUUAACGAAGAAAGAAGACGCAACAGAGCAUGGGCUGCAUACUGCGAAGCUGGUCGACACGGUGACUUUAGCGUGGAUGACUGGGCGUAAGGUAAGUGGGAACAUCUAGCUCGGAAGGUUUAUUUGAUUUAGAAAGUUGUCAGUGUAAUAUUGUUAGACUGUAAAUAUAGAUGCUUGAAAAAGGGACAUGAAAUGUACG